AUGAUCACUUUUUACGAAAAUGUAUCUGCCAACAAAGAAUUGAGAGACGCUUCGUCGGAGGCUCUGCGCAAAAUGCUGGAGGUUGCAAUUGAACAAAAUUCAAGGGUUGAUGUCUACCGUGUUUACAAGAAAUUGUAUGAGUCUGCUAAGGAGGACGAAAUGGACCCAGAAACCUACAGAUGGUUAGAAAAGACCUAUAUUUCUUAUAAGCGUAAUGGUUUAGAUCUCCCAGAAGACAAGCGCGAAGAGGUGAAAAGACUCAAGGUGGAGGUUUCGAACCUCUGUAACGACUUUCACAAAAACAUGAAUGAAGAAAAAGGGUUCAUUGUGUACACGGCUGAAGAUCUUGAAGGUGUACCUCAAGAUAAUCUUGACCAGUUUGAAAAAGUUGAAGGUGGUUACAAGAUGACUUUCAAGUACCCUGAUGUGUUGCCUGUGAUCAAGUAUGCCAAAAAGCAAGAGAUUCGUAAGAAAUCUUACAUUGCCAAUGAGAACAAGUUAAUGGCAAACUCUGAAAUUUUGUUGAAAGUUGCUAAGCUUCGGUUCAAAAUCGCCAAGCUUUUGGGCUACGAUACCUACUCAGACUACGUUUUGGAAGAUCGCUUGGCAAAGACCAAGUCAACUGUAAUGGACUUCCUCACUGAUCUUCGUGAUAAGCUUACUCCAUUGGGGAAAGAUGAACUUGAGCGCUUAAAGGAGUUCAAGAAUAACGAAUUGAAGUCUAGAAACUUACCUCCCCAAGACGUAUACUACGCCUGGGAUCACUCUUACUACAGCAAUUUGCUUUUGGAGAAGGAAUACCAAGUUGAUCACCAAAAGAUCUCCAAAUAUUUUCCACUUGAUAAUACUAUAAAAGCAAAUGUUCUCAUUCUACGAAACCAUAUUUGA
Meyerozyma guilliermondii ATCC 6260 is the source of this 888-nucleotide messenger RNA. RefSeq lists its product as uncharacterized. The coding region runs from base 1 to 888 and encodes 295 amino acids. Gene Ontology annotation, molecular function: metalloendopeptidase activity. The transcript has a single exon. Lineage: Eukaryota; Fungi; Ascomycota; Pichiomycetes; Serinales; Debaryomycetaceae. Gene Ontology annotation, biological process: proteolysis; peptide metabolic process. Gene Ontology annotation, cellular component: mitochondrial intermembrane space. The record is from RefSeq and is a predicted model, not a curated record.